AUGUGUCCUCUGCAUGAACCCGUGUCAAAUGUCCUCAUCGCUGAGCUCAUCGGUGACUCACCGCACACUUCGCGCGGAGAGCAGCGCGUCUUUCAUGGCGUCCGUGAACACACGCUGAACUUUAUACAACUCUCAGAAAGACCUCACGACGCAACCAUGUUAGGGACGAGUGCUGUAAAGGUUUUAUUGCUGGCAGUUGCAGUUGGUGUGUAUCUCAUUCCCUCCCCUAUCGAUCCCGAGCCGUACAUAUUCGAGGGCCCUCCGCCUGCUCUGGACGGCCCUCUGGCAGUGAACACACGAUUACAGAGAGGUCGACGGCUGUUUUCUGGUCAACUCAAAGGCCCGGAGUCUUUCACAGCUGACCAGAAAGGAAACAUCUACACUGGCACCGUCGACGGGAAGCUGUGGAGAAUCAGCAAUGAAUCCCUCACUUUCAUCGCUCAGAUGGGCCGAAACAUCCCUGAAUGUGGUAAAUCCCAGAAUGCAAAAUGUGUCUGUCAGUUAGCAGAUACUCUGGUUUCCUGGUACAGGAAUGGACAGCUUAUUGUGGCCGACUCUUAUCAGGGGCUGUUCAAGGUUGACCCUUGGACUGGAGAGAAGACGUUGCUACAUUCCAGCACAGAGGGAGCUGAUGGGAUUCCCUUUCUCUUUCUGAACGGUCUGGAGAUUUCUAAAAACGGAAGGGUGUUUUUCACGGACUCCAGCAGUAAAUGGGGAAGACGUCACGUCCGUUACGAGGUGUUGGAGACAAACCGUCUGGGUCGCCUUCUCUCGUUUGACCCUGUGACCGGCCGUGUUCGGACGUUGUUGGAUUCUCUCUACAUGCCUAAUGGCUUUGCCUUCUCACCUGAUGAGGACUUCCUGCUUCUGGCUGAGACCAGUAUCGCACAUAUUAUUAAGUUCUGGUUGAAAGGACCUAAAGCAGGCACCAAGGAGGUCGUCCUGAACAACAUGAUCGGUUACCCUGAUAACAUCCGCCUCAGUGACCGCGGCACGUUUUUAGUGGGCGUAACCACUGUUCGAUUCCGCGGACGGCUUUUCCCGCCGUUCUUGGAUCUGAUUGGUCCGUAUCCUGCUCUUAAAAGCUUCAUAGUGAAGCUCGUUCCUCUCAGCUGGUACAAUGCUCUGCUGCCCAAGUACGGCUUGAUUCUGGAGCUGGGGCCUGACGGAGAGGUGAUCGACAGCCUCCACGACCCCACAGGCAGCCUCACGUGGGCCGUCAGCGAUGUCUUCCAGCAGGGGACGCACUACUAUCUGGGCAGCACUGACCUGCCGUUCCUUCUGCUGGAGGAGUGGAGCUGACCGUCUGAGACGCUUACAGGUGGACUCACACAUGGGAAAACUGGGACUUUUGAUAGCCUUUCAUGGAGAAUGUAAAUUUAAAAAUGCACUGCAGUCUUGUGAAGAAGCUACGUGUGGUUCUAACUGAAUUCUGUGACUUUAAGUCUAGUUAAGCUGUUAUAAUUGGUCUAAAACAGAUGUUUUAACUGUAUUAGUGCCACAUUCUGUUUUGUUUUAUAAAGUUUUUCUGAACUGCAAAAUGCACUGGUCAACAUGUGCACUAGAAAUGGAAGAUAUGAACAUUUUGAAUAGCUGUUCCCAAUAAAAAAAAAAUUCUUAUGCUAAUGUAAUGCAAAAGACAGAAAUAACAUGUUGCACUAUUCGAUGGCAGUGAACUUUGAAGCAAAACCCCAAAUAUUAGUUAAUAUACA
Sinocyclocheilus rhinocerous is the source of this 1712-nucleotide messenger RNA. Its product is annotated as adipocyte plasma membrane-associated protein. Gene Ontology annotation, molecular function: hydrolase activity. NCBI's taxonomy places the organism in Eukaryota, Metazoa, Chordata, Actinopteri, Cypriniformes, Cyprinidae. Gene Ontology annotation, cellular component: endomembrane system. The record is from RefSeq and is a predicted model, not a curated record.